CGGAAUGCCCAGAGUAAUCGCGGACUCGUUUCACAGCCACGGGGCUGUUGCAUGUCGCAGGGCACGCCCUACACACUCAUGAACAUCUUCACGAUGAUAUCCAGCUAACGACAGGUACUAUUGACUUUUACAGCUUGCCCCUUGCGACCUUGCUCUCGCGCCCUCACUCCUCGUUAUCGUCGCGUCCAUUUGGGGCCAUUGGCGUGCGCGUCAGCCACAUACCCGCCCCUCUUCGUUCGUAUCGCCGUACGUCUACAAGCUAUCGCAAUGGCAUUACAGUCGGGUCUACCGCGAGAAUCCCUCGAGGAAGACGAAGCCCUCUUGACCCCGACAGAACCGGCCUUUCUUCCACCGCACAAACCAACCAAGAAGCCAUGGGUGCUCCUUGUAGUACUCAUCUUCAUCAUUGUUGCAGUCGUCGAUGUCGGCUCCUACCUUGCCGAGCCACCUCUGACGCGUCUAUUUGAGGAGAAUCUCUGUCUCAAGUACUACCGCGAACAAGACCCUUCGGUGAUAGAUGGCGACGGAAACAUACCAGAGCAGCUGUGCAAGGUGGAUGUGGUGCAGCAGAGGCUCGCCACCAUUUUUGGCUGGCAGGAGAUGUUCAGCGCGAUACCGGGCAUUCUUUUGGCUGUACCAUAUGGCACGUGGGCAGAUAAAAUAGGUAGGAAAUGGAUCGUCACAGCGAGCUUGGCCGGAUUGGACCUUGGCUUCAUCUGGGUGAUGGUGAUAACCUACUUCAAGUCUCUCCCCUUACAGUUGACAUGGCUCUCGAGCGCCUUUACGAUAAUAGGCGGCGGUCCAAUCGUAGCCAUGGCUAUUGGUGUAACAAUGAUCUCCGACAUUGCGCCCCCAGAACAGCGAACUACCAUCUUCCUAUACCUGACGGCCUGUGUUCUUGUUGCGGAGAUGCUAGCGCCGAUAAUGGCAGCGAGGCUCAUGGAGAGCGGGAACUGGCUGCCUCUGCUAUUGUCACUAGCGAUACAGCUUGUGGGGGUUGUUGUGGCUUUGUUCAUCCCUGAGACGCUGCACUUGCGAGACCUGCCUGAACCCAAAGACAGCGGGGACCAGGUCUUCGAGCUACAGCCCACGCCGGCAACCAGCGACUUUUCGCUACGAGCACAACUCCGCAACUUCCGGGCUGCAGUGGACUUCCUGAGGAGUGAUUGGACCUUGGGCCUUGUCGUCUUGACGUUUCUGGCCAACAGACUAGGCAGGCAGUGCAUCUCGCUUCUGGUCCGUUAUGCUUCGAAGCGUUACAACUGGGAGAUCAAGAAGGCUGCCUACUUGCUCUCAUUUCGCGCAGCUACCAACCUGGUGGCUGUCACUAUCUUAAUACCACUAGCGAACUACUUUCUCUUGAAGAAGCUGCGUUUCCCUGCACACUGGGCCGAUCUCUGGAUCGCACGUGGAUCCAUAGCUUUUACUACCAUUGCCUUCUUCGUCAUGGGUAUUGCCGCACAUCCUUCUCUUUUGAUCAUCGGACUUCUCAUUUACAACAUGGGAACUGGAUACACCGCUGCUAUGCGCUCCGUUGCGAUACAUGUGGUGGGCGGCCAGUCGAGUCCUGAUAUUGGCAAGCUCAUGAGCACCAUUGCGAUUGCAGAGAGUAUUGGCGCCAUGAUCGCGGGCCCACUGCUGAACGAGCUGUUUCAAGUGGGUAUUGGCUUCGGCGGCGCCUGGCUGGGUUUGCCGUUCUUGACUUCCGUUGUGGUAUUCGCGUUCAUGGCUGUCGUGACGAAUUACAUCGAUGUGGGGUAUAAAGAGCCGUCUUAUGUGCAGGUACAUGAUGAGGACGAGGAGGAGAUACGGACAAGUGCGCUGGACCACGAAGAUUUCGUUAGGCAUAGAGACGUGCCAUGAUUCUUAGGUACAUACAGACACCCUGAUGCACAUUUAGACAUUUCGACUUUCCACGUCCGAUACUGAAGGCUUUCUUUCCAUUUGAGGCGCAUGCCAUCUUAUCAAAUUAGCAGGAUUUUUUCAGAAAGGCGCAUUCGAGAG
Molecule: messenger RNA, 2004 nt
Organism: Alternaria rosae
Lineage: Eukaryota; Fungi; Ascomycota; Dothideomycetes; Pleosporales; Pleosporaceae
Product: major facilitator superfamily domain-containing protein
Exons: 2
Coding region: 268-1863 (531 amino acids)
Biological process (GO): transmembrane transport
Cellular component (GO): membrane
Molecular function (GO): transmembrane transporter activity
Source: RefSeq, a predicted model, not a curated record